UGAUCAGCUGUCUCCAAUCACAGCUGUUCACAUGUACACUGAUGAUCAGUGUACCCUGAUGAUCAGUGUAGCCCCAGCAGUGCCAGCUGUCAGUGCUCAUCAGUGCCACAUGCCAGUGCCCAUCAGUGCCACAUCAAUGCCACAUAUCAGUGCCUACCAGUGCACAUUAAUGCCUAAUAUCAGUGCCCAUCUGAGCUGCCUUUCGGUGUCACCCAUCAGUGCCAGUCAGUGCCACCUAUCAAUGCCAGUCAGCGCCACCUAACAGUGCCAGUCAGCGCCACCUAACAGUGCCAGUCAGCGCCGUCUAACAGUGCCAGUCAGUGUCGCCUAUCCGUGCCAUAUAUCAGCGCUGCCUUUCAGUGCUUAUCAGUGAUGCCUGUCAAUGCCCAUCAGUGCCACCUACCAGUGCCUCCUCAUCAGUG
Molecule: messenger RNA, 422 nt
Organism: Staurois parvus
Lineage: Eukaryota; Metazoa; Chordata; Amphibia; Anura; Ranidae
Source: the annotation of a GenBank genome assembly